UCCUUCCUCCCUUUGCUUGAUCUCUCUCUCAACACACAAAUAGGUUGGAUGAAAACAGACAAGGGGAAAAAGGGGCGAGGAGAAGAAAAAAAAAAAGCAAAACGCUGAGAAAUCCAGCCCGUCUCCGGCUGUGGCCAUUUUCUUCAAUCAUAAUUUGAUUUGUGGACUCUGAGAGAGAACAAGGGGGGAAGAGAAGCGAAGCACCCGUCCCUUCAACCCCCACCUCCUGUUUGCCUGAGCCAUAGGGAAAGGCUUUACACACACACACACGGACGAAAAGCAGCACACUGGGCUAGGCCGCAAGUCAUUAGUUCUUGGUGGGCAAGCACUGACAAAAGGCUGGGGGAGAGAAGCCCGCACGAGUGCCUGGAGAGCAACCACAGGAACUAUGGAGGGCUGAGCAGACAGACUCUCUCCUGCUUUCUUGAUUUUUUGUUUUUGUUUUGGGAAGGAAGCGACGCGGAGUACUCGUGCCAGAACGAGCAGGGAAGCGAGAGCGAUCACUUCCUUGUGUUGAGGAUCUACUUGUGCAUUUUAAAAAGGCGAGAGCAGGAGGUCCACGUCGCCUCGUCUGCUGCCACUGCAGCCGGCGGCGCCCCGAAGAAGAAGAAGAAGAAGAAGCCCACCACACCACCACCCGAAAGCGAUGUUGUUGUUGUUGUUGCGUGGACAUCAACUUGUGUGUGCGUGAUGUCUUCAUUGCGGGUCACAAUGCUGCCGCAGGCAGGAUUACGGCCGACUAGGAGCGCCGUGUCCGCGCUCUCAGCCUCGCUGGAUGGAAGGAAGGUCUAGAGCCAGAACAGGCUUUAUUCUCCAGAGGGGAAGCCGGAGCCACCGCACACUCACCCGGAGGUUCCCCGGCUGGCGCGCGACACCGUUCACCGGCUAGUGGUCGAGAAGGCUGCUCCUCAGCAGGGCUCCGUCGAGAGGAAAGGACACCACGACACACAAGGGGCUGGGGGAGAGGAGAGGGAAUUACAAUCCACAGGCAUGCAACACUAAAAGUUGCCACACUGCAGACUGUUUCCAGGUCAUAGUGGAGUGGGAGGAGACUGAACCGCUCUUUCUUCUUCUUUUCCAAACACCCUCCUCCUAAAUGCUGUAGCCUAUUUAAUGUAUCAUUGACACCGGCUUUAUUUAGCUUGAGGACUUAUUUUAUUUGUAUAUUGUCUGCUCAAAAGACUUGACACAUGAGAGCACGGGUGAGCAGACACUACUGAUCAUCUCCAGGUGAGGGGCGAAGGCACACUGGACUUUUUUAUAUUUAUGUUACCUUGACAGCAGCCAGACAUCUUGGCUGCCUGUCCCGUUUUCUUCCGCCGUGGUUCGGUAACCAAGCGAUGGCCAUGGUGAGUGGGGGCUGGGGAGAUCCUAAUGGGGGCACCAACGGGCUGGGGGACAAGAGCUACCUGAGGGGGGAGGAGGAAGACGGCUCUCCCCAGGCGGGAGGCAGCGACAUGGAGGCCGGAGACGACGACAAGUCCUGCGUGGUGGACUGCGUGGUGUGCGGGGACAAGUCCAGCGGGAAACAUUACGGCGUCUUCACGUGUGAGGGCUGCAAGAGCUUCUUCAAGCGCAGCGUCAGACGCAACCUCAGCUACACUUGCAGGUCGAACAGAGAGUGUCAGAUUGACCAGCACCACAGGAACCAGUGCCAGUACUGUCGACUGAAGAAGUGUUUCCGUGUUGGCAUGCGCAAAGAAGCAGUUCAACGCGGUCGCAUCCCACCUCAGCCGAGCCUCAGCCCCUCCAUCACGCCAAUAGGUGGCGCCAGCGGCCUUGGGGGUGGCGACUUCUAUAACAACAACAACAAUGGAGGAAGUGGCGGCGGUCAGCCGGUGUCGGAGCUCAUUUCCCAGCUGCUGCGUGCCGAACCGUACCCCAGCAGUCGGUUUGGACACCAGUACAACCAACAGGCCGGUCCAGAUAACGCAAUGGGGAUUGAUAACAUCUGUGAACUGGCUGCCAGGCUACUCUUCAGCACCGUGGAGUGGGCCAGGAGCAUCCCUUAUUUCCCUGAGCUGCCCGUGUCAGACCAGGUGGCUCUGCUGAGGCUAAGCUGGAGCGAGCUGUUCAUCCUCAACGCGGCCCAGUCGGCCCUGCCACUCCACAUGGCUCCCUUGUUGGCCGCGGCUGGCUUCCACUCUUCGCCCAUGUCUGCUGAGCGUGUGGUGUCCUUCAUGGACCAGGUGAGGGUGUUCCAGGACCAGGUGGACAAGCUGACCCGACUGCAGGUGGACUCGGCAGAGUACAGCUGUCUCAAGGCCAUCGCGCUCUUCUCACCAGACGCCUGUGGUCUAACAGACCCAGUCCACGUGGAGUCUCUGCAGGAGAAGGCUCAGGUGGCUCUGACGGAGUACGAGAGGAUGCAGUACCCGAGUCAGCCUCAGCGAUUCGGACGCCUGCUGCUGCGCCUCCCCGCCCUGCGCGCCGUUCCCGCCAGCCUCAUCUCGCAGCUCUUUUUCAUGCGCCUGGUAGGAAAGACACCCAUCGAGACGCUGAUCCGUGACAUGCAGCUCUCCGGAAGCUCAAUCAGCUGGCCGUAUGUCCCAGGGCAGUAGCCCCCUUACGGACAAGGUCUCUGUCUGGGAUUAGUGACGACAAGGACCCACAGGAGACCUCCUGACUCAUCACUAUCCAUCUGUGUGGUUAACAAACUGCAGUGCCAGCUGGCCGUCAUAUGUACUCUACUGUAACCGCUCUAUUCCCCCUCAUGAAGUGAGCCCUCUGCCUCCAGGGAAGAGAGGAGCCAGUGCCAGGCUGGAUGUGUCUUGUUGCCAGCCUAGUCGUUCUGGUGCCAGGUCUCCAGGCCAGAGAACAGCUGUUCAUGCUGGGCUCCGAUAUGGCCACCACGGCCAGCCAUGUCACCACCCACAUGCCAUAGUGACUAAAGAUGCUGCAGUUUCAUGUAGAGGGCAGCAGCACCCUGCUACAAAACAUCUAGAGGACAAAACGGUCCCGCCGCUGAAAAUCAGCAGAACAUUUUCCCCACAGUGGGCUCAUUUUCCACGGCUCACCAUUUGUGAUACGGUGACCUUUUUAAUCACAAAACUGCUAAUAUGACAAUACGGUACCAUGAUUAGAAUGGAUCUAAGUGAACAUUGGUGAACUGGAUAGAAGACAACGUGAAGGCUUCAUUGAAUUCAGUGCUCUCUUGGCUCAGCACUGAGGAAGAAACCAAGGAGCCAAUCAAAUGGAACGAAAACAAAACCAAGGAAAAAAUCACCAAAGUCUAUCAUAUCAUCCUCUGAGAUGUUUUUUUUAAAUAGAAUGAUUAACAGAGAGAGAAAGAGAGAAACGGACUCUUGUGACUGCCUGAAUAUCAAGUGAACAAUGCAUUUCAAUUCAUUCACAGGGCUCACUGUUGUUACAUGAGAGUAAUACCUCAGUAGACAUCAGAAUGCUUCAGUCUGAUAUUUCCUAAACACAAACCUCUGUAAAUGUUGUUCACCAGAAACCGCCUUCUUUUUGACAACUGCCUUGUUAUUCAUUGUGAAUUUGGAACACAUAAAAUAUUAAAUGAGCAUCACAAACAUUUGUUUAGUAUCUUUUUAAAAAAGAUCCCCAAAGUGACUUUCACUCCUGUGUUUGGAAUAUGAGUUUUUAAUGACUGAAUAAUGUAAAUUCAGCUAUCACGCAUUGUUUGGAUCAAGUUUUUAAAAAUAUAUAUUAUUAUUAUUGGGGAAACGGCAGGCUGACAUUAACUAAACAAACAAAUUGAGAUGUAAGAAUUAGUUACAGUUGGUCGUGAGAGUUUAUAACACGACUAAUUAAAUACCAGUUUACGGUGACCAUUGCUGUCUCUGGGGGUAAUGACCCCUUGAAAAGUGUGUGUAUUGAAAUGUAUGUGUGUAUAUAUAUAUAUUGAGGCCAACUUUUUGCAUGUUCAAAUGUUGUUUUUGGAUUUCUUCUAAGUGGAGACUGUUUCAUUCUUUUACAUUAUGUAACGCAAGGUUCAUUUAAACAUUUAAGUAUUGCUUUCACUGUUGGCUCCUAAAUGUUUUUUUCUAUAUGUAUUUACAUAAAAAUACCUCUGUCAUCUGUUUUAGAUGUCAAAAAAGAAGCUUAUCUUCAUGCCAUGUCAGCUGGUAUGACAGAGAUGCUCUGAGAGAGUCUCUACUGUUGUGAGAGGAUACUGUAAUGGAUGAAAAUCUGGUGGAGAAACUGCACUUGGAGGAUAUUCAAUGACAACAUUACACUAUCUGUGACAAGUUAAAAGGAGAUGGGGCCCUGAUUUGCUGGUUCACCAGGAUUUACCUCAAAAAGUAAUUUGAGGGUAUUUCAAGAGGUGAGUUUACAAAAUCACUAGUAAAAUAUUAUUCGGAAAGAACGAAAUCAACUCCAAAUACAACAUAUUUUAGCAUUUAGUGUUUUCAAACACAAAGGAAGGCUGUAACUCCGCUUCAUGAUCUGCCGCCGGCCCUUUUGGACGUUUGGAUAUUCUUCUUUUAGGCAACAACUCACACAACUUUGUCAUCGAGAAAAGAAAAAAAAUGAUAAAUAUGCUAUUAAUGUUCUCUUAUCUUUGUGUUACUGAGUUCUUACGUUUUUGAAAUUUUAUGUGUAUGGCAACGUUAUUAAAAGAAUCAAAAGAU
Molecule: messenger RNA, 4595 nt
Organism: Cyclopterus lumpus (lumpfish)
Lineage: Eukaryota; Metazoa; Chordata; Actinopteri; Perciformes; Cyclopteridae
Gene: nr2f6a
Product: nuclear receptor subfamily 2, group F, member 6a
Exons: 6
Coding region: 1341-2561 (406 amino acids)
Biological process (GO): negative regulation of transcription by RNA polymerase II; cell differentiation; anatomical structure development
Molecular function (GO): nuclear receptor activity; RNA polymerase II cis-regulatory region sequence-specific DNA binding; zinc ion binding
Source: RefSeq, a predicted model, not a curated record